UCCACCGUUACUAAAUCAUUCUUCAGAUCUCUCUUCAUUCAUAUAAAUUCCACCAACCCACUUCGCCAAAUCUCAUCACCACCUUCUCAAUUCCUUUCCAUCACAUCAAAAUGGCGCCCAAAUCAUCAUCAUCAUCAGCUUGCUUCCUUGCUCUGUUUCUGAUCCUAACCAUCUCCGCCGCAAUAGCCCGGUCGGAGGAGAGGCUGCAGCCGGAAGUGGCGGCCGGGUGCUGGAAGGAAAUCUACCAAAUCCCCAACUGCCUCCUCAGCAUCAUCCGCUCCUUCUUGCCCGGCGGCGGCAAAGGGUCGUCCAUCGAGACCGGCGUCGGCGUCCCCUGCUGCAAGGCUUUCCUGUCGCUCACAGGGGACUGCCAGGUCGAGAUUUUCCAGAACAGCUCCGUUAUCCCCCUGAUUGAGGUUUUCUGCAACGCCGUCGUCGGUUCACCGCCGGAGAACGGGGGAGACAUGCCGGAGCCAGAGCCAGAGCCUCCAGUAACGUCCCCUGCCUCCGAGGAUUUGGGUUCCACUUUCCCUUGGCCAACAGCUAGCCUGGUUUAGAAGAGUGCUAAUGAUGGGAGUGAUUUGAGGGGAGGUAUGAUGAUGGUGAAUAAGUUUGUGAGAGAGGGGAAGGGAAGAAUUUUAUGUAAUUAUGUUACCGUUGGGAUUUGGGUGGGAAUUGUUUUCAGGACUUGUUUAGGGUUUUGAAAAGGUGGUUAACACCUAUUUGAUUAAAGUUACUUAUUUAUU
Molecule: messenger RNA, 746 nt
Organism: Linum trigynum
Lineage: Eukaryota; Viridiplantae; Streptophyta; Magnoliopsida; Malpighiales; Linaceae
Source: the annotation of a GenBank genome assembly